This is a messenger RNA of Camponotus floridanus (Florida carpenter ant), 1410 nucleotides long. RefSeq lists its product as uncharacterized. NCBI's taxonomy places the organism in Eukaryota, Metazoa, Arthropoda, Insecta, Hymenoptera, Formicidae. Gene Ontology annotation, molecular function: ligand-gated monoatomic ion channel activity. The record is from RefSeq and is a predicted model, not a curated record. The coding region runs from base 1 to 1410 and encodes 469 amino acids. The transcript is spliced from 7 exons. Gene Ontology annotation, cellular component: membrane.
AUGGUUGAGCGAUGCAUGUUAACGAUUACAGUUUUUCAAUUUGCAAUCAUUGGCUGUUGUGCUGUGAGCGGAAUAAUCUGGUCAAAACAAAGGCAGGAAUUUGUGCAGUUGUCUAGUAUUCCGCAAUUUACUGCUCUUCAAAAAGAAAAUUUAGCCAAACGUCGAGCGAUAAAAAUACGUGAUAUGAAAAACGAAAUAGUAAGAGCUGUAUAUUAUGAGGAAAAAAACAUGAUAAUGUUUUAUGAUAAUGACACGAAAGUUGAUGGUAUUUGCGGCAAUUUAUGGUAUCUUCUUGCAGAUUACCUCAAUUUUACAUUUAUUCCAAUGAAAACGACUAAUCGAGAUUUUGGCGAGAAGCUAAACAACGGCAGUUAUACCGGCGUAAUAGGUAUGGUAACACGAAAUGAAGCACAGGCAAUCAUGAGAAGUGGGUACUUCAUAAGUAGCAUGGAUGCCUUGGAUUACACAAUGGUUCUUUGGAAAAGCCAAUUUCACAUUUAUAUUCAUCCGGAUUGGCAAUUUGAUAAUACAUGGGUAUUUACGUUAUUUUGUCCAAAAACAUGGUAUUCUAUAGUAUUCUUAUUUAUUAUCCUAAGUUUUGUCGGUUAUUUUCUGCAAAAAAUACCGAUGGAUUAUAAACUCAAAAAAGAAAUUUCCGUAAAUUUCAAUCUAAGUGAUCAUUUUUUUCAUUCUUACGCUAUGAUGUGUGGACAAGGAUAUAUACCUGAUGCUUUUUACAACAAGUUUAAAAUUUUGUCAAUAUCAAAAAGUAUAUUCGCAUGGCUGGUAUUGUUAGCUUUUAGUUCUCAUCUCAUAUAUCGUAUGACGAUUAAAGAAACGAUGCUACCAUUUAACGAUUUAGAUACUCUUUUUUCCAAUACAAAAAGAAUCCUGUUAGCAUUUCGUGGCUCCAACAUCUACUAUUAUCUUCACAAUAAAUAUGCAAAUAACACGAAUGGUAAAAAUCUACUUAAUCGUAUUCAAUUCAUAAGUAUCGCACAAGAUAUGCAUAACAAAAUUUGCGAUAAUAUGAAGAAAUAUGCAAUGUACGAGAUUGAUGAUCGAUUUGGGGCACUAAAUAGAAACGGCUGUCCGCUCUUAGCCGUUGGUAAUUACAACGAAACUUAUAUAUCAUUUGGAUUUCAGAAAAAUUAUCCCUACAAGAAAACUAUAGAUUAUGCACUCAUCAAAUUUAACGAAGUUGGACUGAUGGAUGCUCUUAAAGAUCGUUGGAUGAAUAUAAAAAUGGAGGAAUAUAAGAAUAUAGAAGAAAUACAGUUCAAGAUGAUCGACUUGCAUCAAGUCUAUCUAAUUUUUCUGAUACUAUGUUGGGGAACGCUUGUAUCAUUUGUGAUACUUGUUUUAGAAAACAUAAUAUACUAUUACGAAAAAAGAAAACGUUCUAUAUAG